CGAUAAACGUUGUUUUAAUAAAUUCCAAGAGAGUACUUUCGUGUGGAGACACUGCGAAAUGGAGUCGUCACGCAAGUUCUUCCCUGCCGUUGUCCUCCUGCUUCUGAUCGUCGCAACCACUGAUAUGGCGGCCGUGCAGGCGAGGGAGUGCGAGAAGAAUAGCGCCAAAUUCGUUGGGCUUUGCAUGAACGUAGACAACUGCGCCAACGUGUGCCGUGGUGAAGGGUUUGCCUCUGCCAGGUGCAGCACAUUCCGCCGUCGCUGCGUCUGCGUUAAGCCGUGCUAGAUCAAGUGGAGGAUGCGCGUCAGACCGCCGACCGAUAUAUUAUCGACCACCAGAUGCGUGCAUCAUCAAGUUAUUCUUCAUACAUGGUGCCUGCAUCAUGCAUGUAUCUAUGU
This is a messenger RNA of Panicum hallii, 399 nucleotides long. RefSeq names its product defensin Ec-AMP-D1-like. Lineage: Eukaryota; Viridiplantae; Streptophyta; Magnoliopsida; Poales; Poaceae. The record is from RefSeq and is a predicted model, not a curated record. Gene Ontology annotation, biological process: defense response. The transcript is spliced from 2 exons. The coding region runs from base 59 to 286 and encodes 75 amino acids.